Messenger RNA from Anastrepha obliqua, 1479 nucleotides. RefSeq names its product probable serine/threonine-protein kinase mps1. Lineage: Eukaryota; Metazoa; Arthropoda; Insecta; Diptera; Tephritidae. The record is from RefSeq and is a predicted model, not a curated record. The transcript has 7 exons. The coding region runs from base 91 to 1464 and encodes 457 amino acids. Gene Ontology annotation, molecular function: actin binding. Gene Ontology annotation, cellular component: actin cytoskeleton; Z disc; nucleus. Gene Ontology annotation, biological process: positive regulation of actin filament bundle assembly.
ACCGAGGAAAAUUUAGCUACUGGACGAAAUUGCAAAGAUUUUGUAAAGUUUUCAUUUAAACAGAAAUUAUAAUACAAACACUCAAAAACAAUGGAACCAAAUACUGAGACCGCGGAGGUUAAAAAAACUUUGGAAUAUAGCGAUGCAGUUGAAGCCCCCUAUGAGAAAGUCAAAAUAGAAGAUUGUUCUGAUGACAGUGAUCACAUUGAUGUGCCAACCAUUGUUCAAUUGCCGAUCAAAUACUCAAAGGCAGAAAUGAAGACUGAAGCUAAGUCUGAGGAUAUUAUUGAGGAAGUCGAGCUAGACAGCGAUGAAGAGCAAGGCGAAAGUGAUAGCGAUGUGGUAGAAACGGUGAAAAUAAUGGAUAAACCCGAAAUUGCGGCAGUUGUUGAAGAAAACAAUAAUGAGAGGUCAACAAUUUCAUCUAGUGAUGACAAAUCAGUGGGGGUAGAGACAGCCUCCUCUACACUAAUAACUAUGAAAACGGCUGUAACGGAUGUGAAUUUGGUGGCAAGUUCCGAAGUAGGAGAACAGCAACAAGCAAAGGAGGAAAAAGAAAAUGUGAUAGAUGAAGAAAAUGAGGAAGAAGACAUAAAUAGCGGCGAGGAAACUCACUUGGGAGUCGAGGCUAAGGAGGAGCAAGUAACUACUGACCCCGGUGCAACAGAAUUAAAACUAAAAUUAAAUGAAAAUGCAGCAACAACGCGAAAAGUAGUUUUAUGUGCUGCGCAACCGCUUAUCGAUGAUACGCAACUUAACCAGCAGCAGCCACAGCAUGUCCAAGGGGAAAACUGGAAUGAAACUAUUAAGAAUAUCAUUUCGGAUGUCGGAUCAAAUAUAGAGCAGGAAAAUAUUGCUAUACUGAAGCAAAAGCAGAAGGAGUUGCUAGAAAAACAGCAAGAAUUAGCACAGCAAAUACGUCAACAACAAUUAAUUGCUCAACAAUUAGCCGCUGAAAAUCUAAUCCACCAACAACAAUUAGAGCAACAAAAACAACCAGAACAAGAAACACAAACUAAUCAUACUUCAUUCCAACACCAGCCAACACUAAUCACACCUUAUCAGCCAAAAGGAAAUAUUUCGAAAUAUUCGACAAUCGAGGAAACUAAAGAUGAACAUGGUUACACCCGAAAAACAGAAACUUACGAGUCAAAGGAGUCUUCAAAUGCUACGAAACAUAUUGACUUGCACAAGAUCUUCACUCCAGCAACAGAUGCUGAAGAGAUUUUGCCGAGAAAUAGAAAGCUGUAUUCUUCAUCAGCAUUUUAUUCGCCGGCUUUGCAUCCCACGGUGGAAGAUCAAGUUGAGCUAGCACGCAGAAUAUCACAUUCUUUGAGCGACAUUAGCAACCAGAAAUCAAAAGGCCAGUCGAUGUACGUGAAUCGUAAAAAGCGCUCCGUUAAGUGGGUGCACGAGGGUGCUGGUCAAGUCCCUUACCGCAGCCCGAAGAGAACACAAAAUUGAGCAAAACUUACCCCG